AUGGAUACCAGCGUCAAAGUUGGCGUUCGUGUUCGUCCCUUGUCUGAAGCCGAAGUCAACGAUGGGUGUGUAUCUUGCCUGGCCUACCCGGCAGAACCAGGUCACAUCAUGAUUGGAAGAGAUAAACUGUUUUCUUUUGAUUAUGUCUUCGACGAGGCAGCUUCUCAGUGCGAUAUUUACACGAGGGCAGCAGAACCUAUGGUGGAUACUGUGCUCAAGGGCUACAAUGCCACUCUACUGGCUUAUGGCCAAACCGGGAGUGGAAAAACCUAUUCGAUGGGGACCUGCGCACUACUGAGUCCUACAGACCCUGAAAACGGGAUUGUUCCGCGAAUGGUUCAAGACAUUUUUCGUAGGAUCCCCUCACUGCCGUUCGACUAUACUAUCCGGGUAUCAUUUUUGGAGAUAUAUAAAGAGGAUAUUCAUGAUUUACUUUCAGAAGACGUCAACAUACCCUUGCCAAUUCGCGAAGAAAACCAAAUAAUCAAAAUUCCGGGUUUGACCGAGAGUGUUGUCAAUUCGUGCGAAGAUGUUCUCGCCUUAUUACAAUCAGGAUCGACAAAACGAAGUGUUGGUGGGACCGCUAUGAAUCGGCAUUCCAGUCGAAGUCACGCUGUAUUUACCCUGCACUUUGUAAUUCGCCCCAGAGAGGAGGCACUUAAUGCCGUUGGGUCUGAUGAUAUACCAACCACAGUGUCGAAGACACCCACAACACAACCUGACCAAUCAGCCGAAGGUGAAACAUUGACAGCAAAGCUUCAUUUAGUCGAUCUUGCUGGCUCCGAACGUCAAAAGAAAACGCACGCAGAGGGCGAUCGACUGAAAGAAGGUAUUAACAUCAAUCGUGGCCUUCUAGCAUUGGGCAAUGUGAUCAGCGCUCUGUGUGAGAAAGAUGCGAAGAAGCGAUCGCACAUUCCCUAUCGUGAUUCUCGACUAACUCGACUGCUUCAAGAUUCACUUGGAGGCAACAGUAUGACUUUUAUGCUGGCCUGCGUUAGCCCGGCUGACAGUAAUAUGGAAGAGACUUUGAGCACGUUACGAUAUGCCGAUCGGGCACGCCUUAUAAAGAACAAACCUAUUUUGAAUCGCGCCGAUCCCAAAGAUGCCGAAUUGGCUCGCCUGCGCUCGAUGAUCGCACAAUUGCAAAAUCGACUGGCCAAGGGCUCCGCGGGACUCACAUUAAUGAGUCCCUGUGCGCCCAAGUUACAAUCAUCCGCGAGCACUUUUUCAACCACCAUCAUUUCGAGCCUCAAUGACAGGCUGGCCAAGUCCGAGGAUGAAAAACAAAUUUUGGCUGACCAACUGGAUAAAACCCUUGAAGAGAGCGCUGAAUUGUACAAGAAGCUGUUUGAUGCUGAAGCCAUUCACGAUGCAGUGUUCACAGAACUGGAUAGGCUUAACCUAGCCAUCAGUUCCAUAGAUCCGAAGUUGGCCGAAGCGAUGGCUUCUGACUCUUUGAUUGCUGAAUUCGUGCGCAGCGUGAAAGAAACCCUGACCACUCUGUACUCCAUGAAAGACACAAAACACGCCGAGCUCAUUAUUUCUAAAGUCGACGAAUUGUACGAGAAUUGUUCCGCCAUUCUAAAGGACUCUUCGUCUGUUGGAGAUUCUCCUGAAAUUGAGAAAACGGUUGGAACUAAUGGAACACCACUGUCGGAUGCACAGGAUCACCUGGUUACCCGAACACAGUCAAAUGUGACCAAGACCUCCGUCGAUAGUGGUAAUGCUUACCCGUAUUGGUUGUUUAAUGCUUGUCCUGUUCACCACGCAGAUCGCCGUGGAUCGGAGAUUCGUGCACGCCGUCUUGCAUGCAAAGAAAGAAUGGACUCUAUCAAGGCGAGUAUCGAGCAAAAGCAUGCUCUUCUGGAGAGUCUGGAACGCGCAGCGAACCAGGGCGAAGAGUCUUACGCUUCACUGAUCGAACAGUACGAGGCCCAAGUGCGUGACCUUGAAUCUCGCAUCACUACCUUGGAACAAGAAAGAAAGAAGCUCCUGAGUGAACGUAUGAAAACGGGUGAUGAAUCCAAGGAACAGCGACUGAAGGCGAUGGAGCGGGAACUUUGCCAAGUUCGUCAUCAGCUUGCUGAUCUAUCACGACUGCGCAAAGCGAAGGAAGCCAGAGAGUCAGAGUGCUUACGCUUGAGGAACGAUAUCCAGACACUUAAGGUCUCUAUGGUACGCACUGCAAAACAGUUGAAAGAUGAAAGUGCUGCCUACCGGAAGUGGAGAAUAGAGAAAGAGAGUGAAGUUCGACGGCUUCAGGAACAUGAUCGCCGCCUCCGGUCCGAAAUGUCUCAAAUGGCCUCGACUUACGAACGUCAACAUGCCGUGCUGAAACGUCGCGUGGAAGCUGCAGCUGCCACAGAACGGCGAUUGAAGGAAGUCCUCAUGCUACAACGAGAUCGUCGGGAGAAACGAAUGACGGAGAAUACGACCUUGAUGAGCAAGCAAGAUCUGGCCGCGCGCGUGCGUUCAUGGGUGAACGCGGACCUCGAUGUGCAGGUUAGCAUGGGCGAAGCGCGAUAUCAUCUUGGUCAGCUGAUUGAAUCACGUCGAACUUUAUGUGAGCAACUUCGUUCAGAAGAGACAAUGUUGAUGGUCGCUUCGGAUACGCAGGAACCAUCACGAGAGAAACGCGCCAACAACGUAUCACGACUUACUGAGGCGAUCGAAUUACAGACCCAACAGAUUACGGAUCUGCAACAGAAGCUGAUGGAUGCCGGCGAGCGUGUUUCUAAUGAACCGUCAUCUUCCAAUGGCGCUGCAUCUGUCGACCAAAUGCUGAGUGCCCGCUUGGCUCAGCUACACAAUAUUCAGGAAGCACGCAUUGCCAUACGCUAUUUGUUCAAAGAGGUGAGCAGUUUUGACCGCCUGCUAGGAACUUGUCAAGUUGUAGCUUCUCUCUUCAUCAGUCAUCAUCUCAUUUUCCUUUUGUCCAUCUCAAAGGCCGCGUCGUGUCAGGUCGACAAGCUUGUGUCAGACAGUCGUCUGUCAGAUUUGGUUCUACAGAUGACUUCCAAAGAGGAAGAAGCCGAUCAGUUACGCACUCGAGCGGCUGAGUACUCAAUGAAUCUGGCUUCAGUCGAGGAGCAGACAGUCAGUCGUCUGUCAGAUUUGGUUCUACAGAUGACUUCCAAAGAGGAAGAAACCGAUCAGUUACGCACUCGAGCGGCUGAGUACUCAAUGAAUCUGGCUUCAGUCGAGGAACAGUUCUUUUUUUCCUGCCCAAUGCAGUGUAAAGCUCUCCGCGGCCGCAUACUUGCUUUGGAAUCCGAUAACGCUGCCUUGCGCAGCCAGUUGGACGAGCUUAAACAAGCUGUCGAAUCGAAACCGACCAGAAGCCAAGUUCAAUCGUACAUUAUCGAUUCUGCCGGUGAAGUGCGACGCCUCUCUGGUACACCCGUGUUCUCCCAAAAGCGUCGCAUAACUCGAAGAUCUGUACAAGCUAUGCGGAAGAAAUCUCGGGCGGCUUCGCCACGCUUACUCGUACCAGAUUCUACUAAAAAAACGGAGUCCGUGUGGAGUGUGUUUGAUGAGGAUGAGGAACCGCCGUCUGAUUCAAGUGUGGUUGAUCCAACAUGGCGUCUGUCUGAUGUAAGUGAAGAAGAAACGCCGGUUGUUCCUCACGUCUCCCGACGGACUCUUUUGAAUGAGACUAAAAUUGGCAGCCGCGUCUCCCAGCUACUCCCUCGGUGCACGUGUCGGGGUUCUUGCACUAAUCGAUGUAGUUGUCAUCGUGCGGGACGCGUGUGUUCCGUGGUUGCUUGCAAAUGCAAGCCGGAUAAAUGUAAGAAUCGUGACUCGUUUAGUGGUUCACCUUCAACUCGACCGAAGCAGGCCAAGCUCGAACCGAUCACUGAACGUAUGCCUCCUCCCACUACUCCACCCAUGCCUUCUAAACGAAAUCGAAAGCGAAGUCAGCGGCCUCCUCUGAAUGAACUCAAGUCCAACCAUAUCCCUGAUGAAAACGACGAGCCUGACAUAUUGAAUAAAACGUUCGAUCUCGGUCGUGAAGAGAACCACGUAUCUCCCUUAAAAACCUCAUCUGUAGUUCUCACUGAUAUCAACUCCAAGUACUUGUGGCCUAAGACUCGUUUAUCGUACUUCCCCAGUCCAUCUUUACGCCCCGAUGUGUAAUUUCCCCUGGUUUUCUCUAUCGUUCUCAACUAUGUAUUCUCCUUGUCUCCCGCCUGCUCAAAGUUCCGGUGUGAACUCUUUCGACUGGUGGCUGCGCACCCGGGUUCGUGGUCAUUAACAGUUUCCCGGUUGGGGCCAGUGUUUAAUUGCUUCUCUCUGUGGAUAAACGCUUAUGUACAUAUUUAACUGUCGUUCUUGCGCUGACCAAUCGUCUGAACAAAUGCAA
Messenger RNA from Opisthorchis viverrini, 4363 nucleotides. RefSeq lists its product as hypothetical. The record is from RefSeq and is a predicted model, not a curated record. Gene Ontology annotation, molecular function: microtubule motor activity; microtubule binding; ATP binding. Gene Ontology annotation, biological process: mitotic spindle organization; microtubule-based movement. NCBI's taxonomy places the organism in Eukaryota, Metazoa, Platyhelminthes, Trematoda, Opisthorchiida, Opisthorchiidae. The coding region runs from base 1 to 4137 and encodes 1378 amino acids. The transcript is spliced from 16 exons.